AUGUCUUUUUGGUGUUUUAUUAAUUGCUCAUCUCUUUCAAUCUAUCCGUGCGAGGUAUACUAUAUGUGGCCCCUUAUUCUUGCUACUGCGCUGGAAUUUGUUGGUUAUGUCCUCCGGAAAUACACGAUUGACCAUCGAACGGAAAAGAACCCUGCGGUUAUCGGACAAGUGUUCAUUAUUAUGGCACCAGCUUGUUUCGCUGCAAAUCUCUAUAUGCUUGUAGGACGAAUCAUGGUGUCCAUUGGCUCGACUUACUCGAUUGUCCGGCCUCGGUGGAUUACACCCAUCUUUGUUGGGAUGGAUAUUCUAGCCAUUGGCCUACAAGGUCUCGGGGCUGGUAUACUCUUUGGCAACGAGGAUGACUUGAAUAAGCUCAAACGAGCGCGUUCGAUCCUCACGCUUGGUCUUAUUGUUCAGCUAGUGGCAUUUGCGAUCUUCCUCUUCUUCGCAAUUUGGUUUGACCUGAAGGCCACCAAGGCUCUUCGAGACCGAAUGAGGCGCGUACGGCCCUUGAUGAUUGCCUUCUACGUUACAGGAGCUUUGAUCCUUCUUCGCUCGGUGUACCGUGCAGUUGAGUUCCUCACGGUUGACUUCAGCCACUACCCUGUCAAAGGGUAUCUAUUUACUGUCGAGUGGGCAUAUUACGUGUUAGAUGCCUUACCGAUUGCUCUUGCUACCAUGACCUAUAACGUUAUUUUCCCUGCAAAUUAUCUUCCAAACGGCAAAAGUACAGAGGUCUCCUCUGGUGAUAAUCUUCCCAUGAGUACUGCAAACAAGGAAGAGCAGCCUGUCCAUCAUGCAUAG
Molecule: messenger RNA, 804 nt
Organism: Serendipita indica DSM 11827
Lineage: Eukaryota; Fungi; Basidiomycota; Agaricomycetes; Sebacinales; Serendipitaceae
Source: the annotation of a GenBank genome assembly